AUGGUUAGAGUUGCUUUCGUUUCUAUCUGCCUGGCAGCCAUUCCCGGCGCCAUCGGGGCCACUCUCAUCGCUUCGCAUUACAGCGGCCAACUGUACACUCUCAACUUGUCGUCCACAAACCAGCUUACUAUCGCAAAAUCAGUCAGCUCUGGAAACCGCAUGCCAGCAUGGCUCGACCUCGACUCUACGUCAAAGACUGUCUAUAUUCCCGACGAAAUCCAAUGGGGCCAGCCGCUUCUGAAAAGCUUCUUGGUCGCAGCUGAUGGUAGCCUGACACCGAAAGGCCAAGUGCAAACGGCUGGUGGCGAGCUCCACAGCACGCUGUAUGGAGGAUCGGAUGGCAAGGGAUUCGUCGCUUUAGCACAGUAG
Messenger RNA from Colletotrichum spaethianum, 369 nucleotides. RefSeq lists its product as uncharacterized. Gene Ontology annotation, molecular function: protein binding. NCBI's taxonomy places the organism in Eukaryota, Fungi, Ascomycota, Sordariomycetes, Glomerellales, Glomerellaceae. The transcript has a single exon. The coding region runs from base 1 to 369 and encodes 122 amino acids. The record is from RefSeq and is a predicted model, not a curated record.